AUGAUUUGUAUAAUUGUGAAAGUUCCUGGCAGAUGUGUAACUACCAAUCCUACCAAAACUACCAUCGACCCGGAAGAUUUGAUCGUUAUACUUGGUAAGAAGUCCUUGCACUCUGUGAGCGGAAACGAAAAAGUUUAUAAGAUAAAAUCAAUAAUUCUACAUGAAAAUUAUAUAAUAAAAGAUGGCGUCGUUGAGAAUGAUUUAGCUAUACUUGUGUUGAGGGAGCCGGCUGAUUUUAACAAGGACGUAGGCGCCGCUUGUAUGUUUGGUGAACAAGACAUCAUUAUUGAUUAUCAGCAAACGGGGACUACUGCAUGGAGCCUUUCUGGGGACUUAACGCCAAUAUAUUUUGAUAAAGAGAAAAGUAGAGCUUGUAACCAGGAGAAUAAAGUGGAAAAUACGUUUUGCGCUACUUACGGCGAUGAUGUAGCAUUAUGUCCCAGUUACGGAGGUCUGCACGCGACAAAACACACGGACAACAAAUGGUACCUGCACGGUAUUCGAACUGGGGACCCGACGGCGAGAAGGAUAUGCGUGGAGAGAGACAUAAAGUACACCGCUCUGAUAAAUUUCAUUGAUUGGAUAGUGGAAAACAUUCAGAAUAAUAAAAACUAA
Achroia grisella is the source of this 615-nucleotide messenger RNA. Its product is annotated as coagulation factor X-like. Gene Ontology annotation, molecular function: serine-type endopeptidase activity. Bases 1 to 615 code for a protein of 204 amino acids. The record is from RefSeq and is a predicted model, not a curated record. The transcript has 5 exons. Lineage: Eukaryota; Metazoa; Arthropoda; Insecta; Lepidoptera; Pyralidae. Gene Ontology annotation, biological process: proteolysis.